AUGAUAUAUAUGAUAUUGCAGUAGAUUUCAGCAAAUACCUUCCACUAUACAAAGCUAUAUUGGCAGCAAAUUGGGAGGAAGCUCAAAUCUUCUUCAACCAAGACCCCACAGCAAUCCAAUCUCCUCUCCACCAUGACUUAGAAACUGCAUUUCAUGUUGCUGCUAAAGCUGGUAAUGCCUCCUUUAUGGAAAAGCUUGUAGCAAUGUUGGGAGAUGAUGAACCGCUGAUUGGCCUCAAAGACGUCUCUGGCAAAACCCCACUUCACGUCGCUGCCUCGCAGGGAAACGUUGAAGUGGCGGAUAUCCUUGUUCGGAGGAAUUCUAAUCUCCUCUAUCUUCACAACAACCAUGGUUUAUUCCCCAUCCAUUAUGCAGCUCGGAAUCGUCGCAAAAGCAAAGACGCCUUUCUCUAUUUCUUCAGUCUCACUAAGGCUGAUGAAAACGGCCACCCUAAUCCAUAUGCAGGCUCAACUGGUGCGGCUAUUCUUGCUAACUUAAUUGAAUUGAAAUUCUAUGAUGUGGGUUUGAUGCUGGUUAAAAUGUACCCUGAUCUGGGCCGCCAUAAGAUAUUGAAUUGGGAAAUAACUGCUUUGGGUGCCAUACUUAGAUACGACUGUCCUAUUAUUAACACACGCACUCUAAGCCAUUGCCAAAGUUUCAUAUACUAUUGUGUUUCCAAGAGGUAUGUAGUAUGUAUGUUGAAGAGUGUCGUUGUAAACAAAAUGGUGAUGCACCAAGAAGCACUGAAGCUUCUUAAGUGCUUGUGCGAUCAACUCAAAACCCUAGACGAAACGCAGGUGUGCUCACUGGCAUUGGAUGCAAUAUUUCUAGCGACAAGUUUAGACAUUGGUGAUGUUGUUCUAAAUAUUGUGGAAGCAUAUCCCAGGAUGGCUUAUUUGGUGAACCAAAGAGGAGAGAAUAUACUUAUGGCUGCAGUCAGGAACCGCAGCGAAAAUGUGUUUAACCUUGUUUGUGGAACCACUACACUUAUGGAUAUUUUAGUGGAGUGUAAUAUAGCCAACAAUCAAAAUAGCAUUCUGCAUUUGGCUGGGAAAUUGGCACCUCCCCACAAACUCAAUCUUGUUUCUGGUGCAGCUCUUCAAAUGCAACGAGAGCUGCAAUGGUUUGAGGAAGUGCAAAAGAUUGCACCGCCAUAUUUCUCAUCACUGAGAAAUAAAGAUGAGAAAUCACCAAAGAUGGUGUUCACGGAUGAGCAUAAGGACUUGAAAAAGGAAGGAGAGAAAUGGAUGAAGGAGACAGCAACCGCAUGCUCCAUUGUAGCAGCGCUCAUUGUUACUGUGGCGUUUGCCGCUGCUAUUACAGUUCCACGGCUCAACAAUGGUGGUGGCUUUAACGCUACAAUUGUUACCGUGAAUAAUGAUGCUUCAAGUAAUGGCACAAUUAUAGAUUCCAUUGAUGAGGGCCUCCCCAUCUUCUCCAGAAAGAAUGCUUUCAGAAGCUUUUAUAUCUUCAAUAGUCUCUCUCUCUUUAUGGCCGUUCCUUCUCUCCUGCUCUUCUUGUCCAUCCAAAUUUCGCGCUAUGCCGAAGAAGAUUUCCUGCACAGUCUUCCCUGGAAGCUAAUCGUGGGCAUCAACACCUUGCUAUCUUCCGUUAUGUAUAUGAUGGGCUCGUUUAUUACCACGGUUAAUCUGGUGUUUGGUAACACUGUUCUAUCGGUUCGUGUUGCUUUGAGGGUAUGUGCCGGUGUGACUUUAGUUGCAUUAAUCAUUCUUCAAUUCCGACUCUUCUUAGCUUUCCUAUGGUCUACCUACGGACAGACCAUUUUAAAGAAACUAAAGGAUGGCCGCACUGCCGACAACUUAUUUUGA
Ipomoea nil (Japanese morning glory) is the source of this 1829-nucleotide messenger RNA. RefSeq lists its product as uncharacterized. Gene Ontology annotation, molecular function: protein binding. The transcript is spliced from 4 exons. The record is from RefSeq and is a predicted model, not a curated record. The coding region runs from base 186 to 1829 and encodes 547 amino acids. Lineage: Eukaryota; Viridiplantae; Streptophyta; Magnoliopsida; Solanales; Convolvulaceae.